AUGUUAGAGAACGGACUGCGGAUUGAGGUCCAAUCUCCUGAAGCUCGCACAGCCCCGUCGACCACGCCUUCAAAAGUCAAGCUUCCAAAAAUGAACGUCGCUCAAAUGUUGCGUCCUGGUACCGAGAUGAACCCUCUUCACAAAAGCUUCAUGGAACAAAUUCAGGUACUUGAUAUUUGUUACCGAAAAAAAAGUCGAAUCUUUCGAAAAAAAAAUGAAGAGAAAUCGAAAAAAAAAUCUUUUCCCAAAAUUCUCCGAUUCAUUUUCAAAAGAUCGCUCAAGUUUAGUAAAAACUAUAGUUCAAACGUCAUCAGAUUGCCAUGAUUUCUCGAUUAAAUUAAAUUAAUCUAAUUGGUCAUUUUUCCAGUCAUCAAUUAAGUGUCUACACUGAAAUCGAACUAAAAACCAACGGCCAUUAUGAGAAAAUAAGUUUUAGGCAUGCGGCCCGCCAAAUAUUAAUUAAUUUGCUCACAAUGACAUUUGCAAAUAACAAGCCAGUCAUAGAAAUUCGUGUUGAUUUGAUUAUGGUCCUACCUCUAAUAGCAGUUUUAGUGAAAGAGAGAGCAGCUGCAAAUAACUGAAAUGCCCAGAUAACAGAGCCAUUUUGGCCUAGGGGAAUAAAGUGUGAUGAUGGCUGUUCAGGCUCAACUUUUUGCGGCCAACAAGCAGACUCCUGCGGUUUUCCAAGGUUUCCCGUCGCCUUUCACGAUUGCCGCGCUGACGAAGCACGAGAACAAAGAAGAAGACGAGAAAAAGAGCCCCAUCGGUUUGUGUACAAUCUGAGGAUUAGAUCAACUUUUCAGCUACAGGUCUUCUCGAUGGUUCUUGUGCUUCUGAAAGCCGUGAGAAUGGAUCUCCGUCUGACGGAACAAACAGUCCUGACGAGAAUGGCAAGCGGAAGCAAAGACGGUAAUAUUUUGAAGUUAUCUGACGAAGAAGUUUUCAAACUUUUGAUAUAUUUCUUUUUAUCUUUCUUCUUUCCAGGUACCGCACAACUUUCAGCGCCUACCAGCUGGACGAGCUUGAGAAGGUGUUCGCUCGAACUCACUACCCUGACGUUUUCACCAGGUAGGACAAUUGAAUUCAAUUAAACCAGCGGCCUCUGAAGGACGAAGUGCAUGCGCACCAGAUGGUGUUAAUUGCUCAGAUUUCCGUCGUUGAUAAUUAACAACACCCGAAAACUGUCAGUAAAAUUUUUUUGUGAACCAUGAAAUUACUUUGUUUCCCAAAGCAUUCUUUUUACGGUUGCAAUCAUUUUUCUGGAAAUGCUUUGCAAUUUUUUUGCAUUCGAAUAGUUGAUUGUUUCCAAUGAGUUUGGACAUAUUGAAGUAGGUUAUUUGUUGGAAUAUAGUUGAUGUGCGAAAAGAGAGGCAGCCCCACCUCAUCAUCGCCAAUUAUGCUAAAGCGACAAUAUCAAGUGUCGUUUCUGCGUGUGGCAGCUCUUAAUUGACGAUUGUUGUUGUCUGGCCGUCAGGGCUCGCCGAGCAACCGAAAUGAAGGGCGGCUUUUUUGAUAUAAAAGUUGUUUAUUUGAUAAUUUUGAAUAAACGGAAAAUCUGGCCUAAAAGAGCGAUUUGAACGUCGUACUUUUGAAAACUGGUACAUUGAAUCGGAGGUCGCAAACAGAAAGUGCAAGGAGCUCAAUCCAAAUAGGAAGUCGUAUCAGGCGCCAGGAGCAACGCGCGGCUCGAGACCACCUGUUAGCUCAUCAAUUAGCGCGCUCUCUUUAUGUAUUAAUUACCCACGGAAGCACGCUGGCAACCAGACCUACUGUCUCUAAUCCGAAAACAAUGAGCAUUGAGCAAUUGUCGAAAAGCCGAAAGGCGGCGCCAACCUUCUUCAAACGGGUAACGUCGCCAUUAAGCUCACUAAUGAGCAAGCUGUAAUUAUGAUUGCAAAGGGAUUAGACUCGAUCUUUCCAAAAUUCACCUCAUUAAAAAUCUCAUUCACGAACUUUUUGUAAUUCUAAUUUUGGCCUAUUUCAGAGAAGAGCUUGCAACCCGUGUCCAACUGACGGAAGCACGAGUUCAAGUGAGUUUUGCCGACUUUCUCGAAUUAUAACGUGACUAGUAUAUUAAAUCAAAUCGCGCACGCACUUUCACAAAUGAGUUAGAGAUUCCACCCAAAGCUACGGCACGCGAUGUUAUCGCAGAAACCCGGCCCGCUAAUCGUUAUCCUUUAAUAGCUCUGCAAGUAAUUGGCGUAGCGCAAGGAUUUUCGGAACAUCGCAAGAUGAAACCGCUGUUGCAGGUGUGGUUCCAAAACCGUCGUGCCAAGUUCCGGAAGCAGGAGCGCAGCUCGUCUCAUCAUCCGUAUCCGGGUGGUAUUCCUGGACCUCAUCUCAACGCUGAGAACCCCUACCACUUCAUGCUCAACCAGGACACCAUUCUGGCUGCUUUCAAUCAGCAGACGGCAGCUCAGCUCGCUUUGAGUAAGUUUCGGAAAGAAAAAACCGAUAAUCAAAGAAACUGCGAAUUCGCGACUGAUAAAAAACCUAUUUAUAGUAUCAUGCAAAUUUGCAGCCAAAAAGAGAAACUUCAGAAUAGUUUACUUUGAUAUUUCUACUUAUUGGAGAGACUUGUGCGGGAAAAAUAAAAGAUAAUGAAAUAAAAUUCAAAAUAAAAUGUCCAAGUUCUCUCCUAUCAUAAUUCAAUUCUUUUUUAUUUUUUGCAUCUAUGCCAAAGCAUUCGAAUAAAAAUGAAACUUAAAAAGGGAGAAAUUUUGAGUUGAUCAAUCAGAAAACUGAGACAAAAAUGAAAAUGAACUGCUAGAAGAAUCUACUCUGCUUUACAUUCUUGAAACGAUUGUUGAGAAAAAUAUCUCGAGAUACCGAAAAACCAAACAAAGCUGAAAAAAAUUCAGAAAGCAAAAAAUGAGGUUAAUUUCCAGCAGAGUCGAUGUUGAUGCCUCCGGUGGUGGGCAGAAGAUCGACAUCACCGUCGGUUCCCGUGUCGACGACGUCGCCAGCUCUGCCAGUCACGCCGACUUUCCAGACGCCCAAUGAGACGCUCAACAUGUUGCUUGGCGGGAUUCCGCCGCAGCAACUUCUAUACAUGCAGCAGCUCAAUAGAGCCAUGGAGACGCUUCGUUCUCAGCUGACGGCUCCGUCGACCAGCGGAGCCGGGGCAACCGCCGAGGUCGUCGAGGGGUCUCCGAUCAACACUGCCGCGGCUUCUUCUCCAUCUUCCACUGCCAGUCCCAACAACUUUGCUGAUCUCAGCACUCUCAUUUCGCAGCCACUCGCAUCUUCGUCGGAAGAGUCCAGCUCUCAGAGCAAGGAAAACUGA
Molecule: messenger RNA, 3286 nt
Organism: Caenorhabditis auriculariae
Lineage: Eukaryota; Metazoa; Nematoda; Chromadorea; Rhabditida; Rhabditidae
Source: the annotation of a GenBank genome assembly